AUGGCAGUGGAGGCUCCAGAGGAUGCCGGAAACUGCAGAUAUGGUGAAGCGUUGGAGGUUCAUCUCCAGAGCUCAGACCCGAAGGUGAGACAGCACUCUGUCAUCAUCCUGGGUCAUGUGGGCGAAAGGGCACACCCUUCGCAUGCCGCCGUGGUGGUAAAGCGAUUCCAGGACAGCGAGCCAGCGGUGUUUGCAUCCACCGCUGUGGCGCUCGCCCGGCUAGGUGCACCUGGUGCAGCCGCGCUCGCCAAAGAACUUGGUGAGGAACGGUCCGAGCUCGAGCAGCAGGUGGUUUGCGAAGCACUCGGCCGCAUGCCGAACUGGCAAGCGGCAGUGGCCCACAUGCCAGCAUUGAUGGCAAGGCUUCAGGAUUCGGCUGUCAACACCCGGCGGGCGGCAGCAGAAGCGGUGUGUCGGCUCACCUUCAUUGGUCCGAAGGAGGCCCUCGAUGCCUGUCCUGGACUCCAACAUCAGCUGGUUGGGUGCUUGAAAGACGGCGAGGAUACCGUAAGAUUUAUUGAAACUCACCUAGCAAAUCUUGUGCCGGCCAUGGGCAAUGCCUGCCGCUGCGACAGCUGCGAGACGGAUGCCACAUAUUUCGCGCUCUCAGAGUUGAAAAGGAGGUUAGAGGGCCAAACCAAAGUGGUGCAGCCGGAUCCCAGGAUCGAUCCAAAGGUACAUGUCACAUUUCUCGCUGUGGACAAAGAAGAUGGGGGAGCUGUAUCCUUCAGCCCGGUGAAAUUCACACUGCGUGACGUGCGAUUCCAGACUUCCUGCCUCAUUGAAGGCACAAAGACGCAGCUUGCUGGUGCGGCGGCUGCAAAGGGUGCUGCGGCCGGCUGCAAAACGGCAGGAGUGAGUGAGGGUCUUGCCAGAAGCAUCGUUAACGGCAUGGUGUCCGCUGGACGAACAGCUUCUUCUGCCGCUGACUCGGCAAAGGAGAUGCUGCGGUUUGAGACUGCAACCCAAAGAACUGUCAAAGUAGAUGUCACCGUGGACUUGAUCAAGGAGCUGAAUGUCGAAGAAGUUUCAGUCGUGAUCAAGGAUUUCCGCACCGAUGUUAAGCUUGCAGAGAUGAUCCUCUCCGUCAAGACAUUCCGUGGUUUCGUGGAGCGAGCAAUCUCGGCCAAAGCGAGCGAGAUUGCCACGAGGAUGGCAAGACAACGGACAGACGGGUUCUUCAACAAAGCAUUGGUGCGGGCUGCAGCGGCAACAGCAGAGGCACACACCGCAUCUGCAGGCGGUGCCGACGUGCUGGGCAGUCUAUUGAAAGAAGACAUACCAGCUUCAGACGAGGACGAAACUAGUGUGCGCAGUCUGCGCAUAGCUGCUGCAUUGCACGGCUUGUCGCAGUGCCCCGAUGAGUUUGUGAGCCCGUGGAUACACCUCGUGGUGCAACGGCUGGACGAUCCCUCACCCAACGUACAGCAUGCAACGAAGGUCGCUCUUGGGUGCUUAGGCAGCUCUUGCGCCGAUUCGAUUGCAGAAGGCCUCAGUACGGAGGAUCCCUUGCUCCGCGCAGGCUUGGCUCGUGCUCUUGGCUACGUGGGCUGUCCAAACGCACUACCUUAUACCAACAUGCUGGCGAAGUUGUUGGACAGAACUGUUGAGACACAUGCAGAAGUUCGAAUCGCUGCUGCAGAAGCACUUUGUAGACUCGGACCUCAAGCAGGAAAGUCCGCUGCAUCUGCUCUGACAGACUACCUGCUACUCUGCGAAGGUGAGGCAGGAUCUCGAGAGAUGGAGGCGGCACAAAAGGCUUUGGUUGGUUUGCAAGAUGUGACUCACGAGCUGCUACCUCGAAUUCUCGGGGAUCCACGUCCGGAAAUGAAAUGUGCUGCGCUGGAAAUUUGCGAAGCGCUUGGGAGCGUCGGCGCAGAGUUGGUUGAUGGCAUUGUCGAGUCUGCAAGUUGCCCGGAUGACCUAGUGAGGCAGCGCACGGUCCAGGCUUUGAGUGUGGUUUCCGAUGCGGUCAUUUCCAACAAAGUUCUUCCCAAGCUUCUGCAAGACCCAAGCCUGCUGGUCUCGAAGAUGGCAGUAGCAAUGGCGGGUAAGUUGGGAGCUUCCGCAGCCACUCACGCAAUGGCUGUGGCAAGACAUUUGACCAGCUUCGAUCCAGAUCUUAGGAGAACGGCUGCGCAGUCCUUGGGGCAACUGGGUCAGCUGCCAAAAAGUGUUGCCAAAGAUAUUGCAUCAACCUUCAAGUCUGAGAAGAGGGAGGAGGUGCGGAGGCUGCUGAUCCAAGCCUUGGCAGCACAAGGAGCAGCGGCCAGCCCCUUUGGGCAGCUCUUCCACACAAAUCUCAAGGACCCGUCCGUGCCCAUGCGGGGUGCCUGCAUUGACGCUCUCGGAUGCAUCGGGGAGGGUGCAGCCGACCAUGCUCCAACGGUCGUGUCGCUUGCGCUGGCGGAUGAAGACGACAGCGUGCGACAAGAGGGAGUUCAGGCCCUAGGCCAACUUGGACGACCUGGAAUUUUUGCACUUGCUGCACGCCUGGAGGAUCCAAAUGCAGCGAACCGACGGUCUGUUCUGGAGGCCUUGCAAGUCCUGUGCAAGCUGCCGGUGACCCAAGAAGCUGGUCCAGCAGUGAUGCGGGCACUGAAGGACAGCACAGCAGAAGUGCGCGGCGCAGCAUGCAUGACGCUUGCCCUUCUUGCGGCCGAGCAAGUGGCGCAGGAAUCCUCUGACGGACAAUCGGCAGACAAGCCCGAGGAAGAGGACAAGCUAUAUCAACUCAAGGUCGAGAGCGGCCUCGUUCGCAGAAAGGGUACCGACCAGGCAAUGCUCGUGGCGAACAAGUUGAGAGGCCUGCUGGAAGAAGACGACAGCCCGGAGGUCCAGGCUGGCUGCCUCCAUGGGCUACGCGCCGUGGGGCCAAAUUUUGCAGGUCCUCACGCGCAGGCUCUUGCAGGGUUUGCUGGUGCGAGCUCGAAAGACUUCAGGCAGACGGUCCUGCUGACCCUCGGAAGCUUACAAGAAGCAGCAGUGCCAUUCGUGGACUUGCUGGUCUCCCACCUUGGAGUCGAGGGAAACGGAAGUGAGGAAGAUGUGGAAGUCCAGACUGCAGCGGCCACAGCUCUGGCAGAAUUGGGUCUGUUAGCUGUGUCCGCUACGCCUUCACUGGCUCAACGGCUGCUCAGCGGCUCAACUACCCACACAAGUGAUCCACAGGAAAUAGCGGAACGCAAGCAAGCUGCUCGAUUCACUGUGGCAUCUGCACUUAGUCCUGCAGAGCCCAGCGGAUGCCAGAAGCGACCGGGCCCCCGGAACAGCCGAAACGACUGGGAAGCUUGGCAGCUGCCCCGCUUGCCCAGAUCCGACGGACUGGAUUUAGGCUACGCGGAUGCGAAGGCCGUGGCCGCACAGAGACAGAAGCAGCCAACAUUCAAGCUCCAGACAGCUUGCAUCCGAGCGCUGGGGUGUAUGGGGGAGACAGGCGCAACCUUGCUCACGGAGUGCUUGGAGCGCACGGAGCCAGAAAUUCAAGCGACGAUGCUCCAGACCUUGCGUGCUAUUCCUGAAGCUUUGAGUUUCAAGGUUGGACAGGCUGUCAUCGGCAAGUUGGAAGAUUCCGAUGCAGAAGUACGACAGGGUGCUGUUGACUUCCUUUACUACGCCGCAGAGGCCGGCAAAGCAGAUGAGAUGAUCAGCCCGGGUAUGUCCAACGAGGAUCCCUACAUCAGGCACCUCCACGUUCAGGCCAUGGCCCUGCUGGAAACCAUCGCGGCACCAUACGCUAUUGUUGCUGCCCGCCGGCUGCGUGACCCGUGCUGGUCAGUUCGCACCUGCGCGAUUCGGUGCUUGCGCAACAUGGGCCCUACCGCGAUUCCUGUGCUGGAAGGUGGCUUGAAGGAUGCAGAUGUUGAAGUUCGUCUUUCAUGUGUGGAAGCAUUGGGUCGCUUCGGAGAAGCCGCGAGUGACUCCGCGACCGCGCUUGCCAAGUGCCUGUCGGACGAGUCUGAAAUGGUUUGGCAUGAGGCUUUCGAAGCCUUGACAAAGAUCGGUCCAGCUGGUCCCGACAAACUGGCAAAGAGCAUUCAGAGUGCAAGCACACCGCAGGUGCAACAACGUGCUGUGGACUUCCUUGGUGCCUUUGGCAAGGUAGCUGCGCCAUACGCCCAAGUCGUCGCUGGCCUCCUGGGAUGCGGCGCAGACAAGUUGGAGAAGUCCGCGGUAGCAGCCCUCAAGUCCAUGGGAGAGUCUGGCGCGGCCGCCGUUUCGCCAAUUCUGCUGCACCCUACGCCGCCGGUGCACGAUUCCAUAAACAUGCUGGAUGACGAGCUGAAGGAAGCACAACUGCAGCGGCGAUUGACUGCAGCAGCUGCUCUCCGCGAGUUUGGUGAGGACAGCUUCGGACAAGCAGCAGCUGUGGCGCACUGCCUUCACGACCCAGAGCCUCUGGUGCGGAAGGAGGCGGUGGCAACCUUAAGAACGCUGAGCGUUGCCGGCGCAAACGCCCUGGGAGCGCUCUUGGAUGCGAGCAUCAAGCUGGAUGUGAGAGUCCUUGCCAUAGACACUCUCGGCAAAAUGGGCGAUGCCGCCCGAGAGUGGAUAGCUCCAUUGGCAAAGUGGCUGGAGGACCCGGCUCCAGAGGUGAGACGAAGCGCUGCAGUCGCUCUUGGAGAACUCGCAAAUGCGCACUUGGUGGGCGAGGUUGCGGAGCACGUUGAGCUUUUGGCAACUGGCGUACACGACGGAGAUGCAUUGGCACGCCGUAGAUGCAUAGAGACACUGGGGAAGCUUGGUGGAAGCGCAAAGCCCUACACGGAAUCAAUGGCACAGAUUUUGGAAGGAAUCGAUAGCUGGAAUUGGACGCCCGUCGCAGCCGCGUUGGCUGAAUUGGGUACAGCCACCUCAAAGCAUGCCGACAUUCUCGCAGACAACCUCGCACACGAUGCCCGGUCUGUGCGGUGGAGCGCGGCCAGUGCACUGUCCAAACUCGGUCCGACAGCAAAGGAGACCAUCCCACCCUUGGUCGGGUUCCUGAAAUCGGAAGAGGUUUCGCUACGUUGCAUCGGGGCGCAAGCAUUGAUGGUCAUCGCCGAGGGCCCAAACAGCCUGGAAGAGUCCUUUCUGCCUUUGCUCUCGGACAGCGAUGCCAAAGUGCGAGAGCUGGCUUGCCAAGCCUUGGCCAAAUGUGGCUGCCGGCAGACGGAGAUGCUUGCAGAGAAGCUGACGGACACAGAGACCUUUGUUCGGCGCGCGGCCGCCACAAGCUUGGGAGAACUGGGAGAGGAUGCUGCCAAGCAUGCAGGCGACUUAGUCGAGCUACUCCUGGACUUUCACACCUCCGUGUCUAUGGCAGCUGCAGCAGCGCUGAUCACAUUGGGAGAAGCUGGCGCGACUGCGCUCAUGCAAAGGUUGCUAAACGGCGGCAAAGAGCAAGAGGAGGACACAAAGGAGGAAGGGGCAGAUGAUGACGACGCGGAGCCAGAAAAUGGUACGCUGGAGCGAAUCAUGCUCGAUGCUUUGCAGGGAGCACCGGAACAAGUCAUCGAACCAUACGCAGACGUCCUGGUUGUCUUUCUGGCAGCCAAUGAGCCUGAGAUCCGUCUCGCGGCCUGGGCGUGUCUGUCAAAGGUGUCGGAAAGCGCAUUCGAGUUCAUGGUGAAGCGUGCCACCGACUCGCACGUUGUUGUGCGCAAAGGUGUGGCGGAGGCGAUUGCCUUCUUGCUGGCGGGCAAGGAGGUGGACACACCAACUGGUAUGCAAAGGAAGGCAGCAGAGACUUUGGCCCUGCAGCUUACAGAUCCAAGCGAAGUCGUCAGGCAGCAAGCUUGCGAGGGAUUUCUGCGGAUUGGUGGACCAUUGGCCGAAGCUCACAUCUCUGACUUGGCAAGACGCCUGCAGGAGCACGAUGUUCGAGUGUACCGAUCUGUGAUAGACACUCUCGGCAACUUGGGGGUGGCUGCUGCCCAGCACGUCUCGCUGAUUCGAGCGCGGCUAGAGGCGCCAGAUGUUCAAGUAAGACGCAGCGCUGCCACGGCGAUUGGCAAAAUGGGUGCAGCCGGAGUUCCCUCAGUCCCAAUGCUGGUGCUACGGUUGGAGGAGGAUGCUGAUGUCCCGGUCAAGAGAUGUGCGGUGGAGGCGCUGGGUUCGCUGGGAGCUUUCAGCAAGCAGGCGGCUGCACACAUCGCCAAGAUGCACGCAAAUCGCUUGGCGUCCCACUUGAUAAUGAACGAAUCGGCAUGCAUUCGGCAAGCCUGUGCUGAAGCUCUAGGACAGCUCGGCCCGCCUGCUUGCGGUUGCCUGCAUGAGCUCGUACUGGCUUUGAAUGACUCGGACGUGAAGGUUCGGAGGGCCGCGGCCCAUGCAUUGGCGGGGCUUGGAGACGGGGCUGCUCCAGAAGCCGUGGCGAUUGUGCGGAGCAUUGAGGACUUUCGAAGCUGUACCUUACGCUUCAAAGUGUUGGAGAUUGACCGGGGUAUGUGUAGGGUUACGGACUCGGUACACCAAAGCCCUAGUUCGAUUUCAGCUUGUGAAGCGGUGCAUGCGCGCUAUGGGCAGUUCAGUGGGUAA
This is a messenger RNA of Symbiodinium sp. CCMP2456, 6519 nucleotides long. The record is from the annotation of a GenBank genome assembly. NCBI's taxonomy places the organism in Eukaryota, Dinophyceae, Suessiales, Symbiodiniaceae.